AUGGUGCACCGCAACAACAUUCUCAAAGUUGGUGUAAAGGUUCCGGAGAAGGUCAAUGAAUAUGCUAAGCCGAAUGAGGUGAAGGACGAUGUUAAAACGAUUGUUGUCGCGAUAGAUGUUCGACCACAAUUUACAAAUGAAAUGACUUUCACCUCUCGUCAGCAUUUGCUUGAAUGGAUUCCAAUUGAAGCUAGCAAAUUUGGGUUUGGCGUUCUGAUAGUAAGGUCCGACAAUGACAGUAGUAGAAGGCAAGCAUUUGUUGUGAUGACAUGCGAGAGAGGUGGGAAAUAUGUUCCAAAAGUUCGGACGUUAAAACAUACCGACAUGGGAUCGAGAAAAAGUGCGUGUCCAUUUAAAUUGCGUGUAUCUUGUAGGGUUGAUGGUUUGUGCCGUUUUAGUGUCGUUUGCGGUAUUCAUAAUCACGCAUUAGACACCAAGUUACAAGGGAAUUCAAUUGUGUGUUGGCUUAAGCCGGAAGAGAAGGAAUCUAUUUUAGAAUUAUCGAUAAUCAAAGUUGCGUCGAGAAACAUACUUGCACAUUUGAAACGAAAAAGACCACAAAUUGUUUCAAAUAUCAGGAAGAUAUACAAUGAACGUUAUCAACUGAACAUCGCGACAAGAGGUCUGAGGUCGAAAAUGCAACAACUUUUGAAACUUUUGGACAAUAACUAA
Molecule: messenger RNA, 672 nt
Organism: Vicia villosa (hairy vetch)
Lineage: Eukaryota; Viridiplantae; Streptophyta; Magnoliopsida; Fabales; Fabaceae
Exons: 1
Coding region: 1-672 (223 amino acids)
Source: RefSeq, a predicted model, not a curated record